ACAAGUGCUGAUACAAGUGACGGAAUGUUUGUUUGAAAACAAUCCCGAAGGGGUCAUGGAGAAGAAAUCCUUGAUUGGCAAUGUUUUCCUGCCACAGAACUACGUGGACAGUGUCUGUCGCGUCUGCCUAGAGAUGAACACAGGGCUUGUCAGUGUCUUCUCUACGCUGAUGCUGGAGACGAGCGAUGACGGUGAGGGUGUGAAAAUCUCUGAUCUUGCUGCCUACACCCUGAAUCUCUUUAUUCAUCCAGAAGAUAAAUUGCCCAAGAAUGUGUGUCAAAGGUGCGUGAGUAGCAUUGUGGAUUUCCGGAGCUUCAAAGUUAAGGCUCAGGAAGCAGAGAGGAAUUUCAUCUGCAGCCUUGAAGCAAUGGAAAAGAGAGAAAAGAUCACCGAGGAGGAAGAAGGAGAAGAAGAAGACAAAAACGAGCUUCCAGAGGUUAAAGAUGAAGACACUGAUCGAGAAGAGGAGAAUGUUGAUGAUCAGGAAAGCAGUGAAUUCUUCUGCUCAUCGUGCAGUAAAUGCUUCCAGAGUCAAGUGCAAUUGGAAUCCCACAUGAAGUACCACGAAUCCACCCAUUUAGUCUCAACAUAUGUCAAGUUCUUCCCAUGCCAUUCCUGCCACACGAUAUUCCUGACGGAUUCGGGUCUAUCUAAACACUUUCAGUCCUUCCCUGACCAUGUGAAUGCAUCAUCACGAAGUCAAGAUGAUGACGUUUUCGAUCCCUGUGCCUAUACAUGUGGAAUAUGCUCAGAGACUAACUCCCAUUUGGAUGAGCUGAAGAUGCACGUCUUUCAGCAUUCGGAGAAAUUUAUCUGUCCCAUCCGGGAAUGUGGUUGGGAAUAUGGAACAUUUGCACGACUCAGCUACCACAUGCGUCGGAAGCAUGUGUCGAGGAUACAGCAUAAAUGCGAAUACUGCCCAGCUACAUUUGACGACUACACGGUAUUCCGGCGACAUGUGAGAUUUCAGUGCACUGAAAGGAAGUUCAAAUGCACGCACUGCGAUAAAGCCUUCUUCAACCGGAAGGCAUUGCAAUUCCAUCUCAAGUGUACCAAUGAUAAGAACUUCAUCUGUGAGGUGUGCGGCAAGGGGUUCGGCUACCGCGGAGAUUUGACCAUUCACAUGCGAACGCACACCAAUGAGCGUCCUUUUAAAUGCAAAAUCUGCAGUAAAACCUACAAGACGGCCAGCAUGAGGAUUGCCCACAUGGAUGUUCACAUUCAGGGCAAAACCUACCCUUGUGAUAUCUGUGGGCUACGUUUGCAAUCCAGGGCAAGCUUCCGUGGACAUUUGAGGCGUCACAAGGAGUUCAAUCAGCACGGAUGUGAUAUUUGUGGGAAGCUCUUUAACAGCAAAUAUCGCCUGAAAGUUCACAAAAUAGGAUACCACAAAAUCAUGCCUAGUGCCUGAAAUAUCCAUCCCCAAGGAAACAUCCUUUAGCCCAGCUAGUCCCUCAUUAUAAUUUUUCCUUCGUAGAUCUUGAAAUAAGGAGUUUAUUCAUCGAUAUACAGGUCUUGACUUCCUUCCAAGAAACAUUCAGAGCUGUCGCAAUUAUGUAGAAGAUUAAAAAGAGAUAGGAAAUUGCCAAAGAUCCUUUUCACUGGGAUCAGUUGAGAAAAGCUAUCAAAGAAAUUUACUCAAAAAUGAACAGAAUGACGUCAUCAUUGUAUUUUUUGUCUCUUUCAAAGCAUGAUUCAUGCAUAUUGAAAGAGAUAAAAAACUUAAUAGAGGUUUUAUGAACAAACAUUUAAUGGCUUUUUCCAUUUAAUUCUUGGAAAAUGAAAAUUUUCUUUAACGAUCUCGGAAUCUUAGAUUUUUAUAAAAUUUAGUUUAUUCGGAUAGCUUCGAAGGAGAGUUUAAGCCAUAUAAAAACGAAUAAACUCCUUUUCCCAGAGAUCUAUUUAUUUAUUGUAAGAAUUACAAUUUUUCUCCUUUUAAUUAACAAGAAAUAAUUUCCCACA
Molecule: messenger RNA, 1962 nt
Organism: Lutzomyia longipalpis
Lineage: Eukaryota; Metazoa; Arthropoda; Insecta; Diptera; Psychodidae
Product: zinc finger protein 660-like
Exons: 3
Coding region: 56-1411 (451 amino acids)
Biological process (GO): regulation of transcription by RNA polymerase II
Cellular component (GO): nucleus
Molecular function (GO): zinc ion binding; RNA polymerase II transcription regulatory region sequence-specific DNA binding; DNA-binding transcription factor activity, RNA polymerase II-specific
Source: RefSeq, a predicted model, not a curated record